Molecule: messenger RNA, 1378 nt
Organism: Canariomyces notabilis
Lineage: Eukaryota; Fungi; Ascomycota; Sordariomycetes; Sordariales; Chaetomiaceae
Product: alpha/beta-hydrolase
Exons: 6
Coding region: 347-1201 (284 amino acids)
Molecular function (GO): hydrolase activity
Source: RefSeq, a predicted model, not a curated record
UGAGUUUCUGAGCUGCAAUAUAUAUUCCUUGAUGCCCAUUGAGCUACAAGCUUGUUUCUUGGGCCAUCUCCUGCCCCCCAUCUAAGCUGUUGAGGAGCUCGCUGAAGCUCUCGAGAUGACUAUGGAAGCGAUCAUGAAGUCAUGAGGGGCGAUAAGAUAAGCAACGCCUGCUGCCCCGCAUUCGAUCGACCACAGAUGGCGGGGCAGAAAGUGUGAGGAACUUGAAGCAGCCCGAGUCCUGCCAAAUCAACUGGCAUUGUUUAAGGUAUUAGGCAGUUUGCGUACAUACAGUGCUCAGCGCAGCAAAUCGUCGCCUCUUUACCAUUCUUCAGGCACAAAGUUCAAGAUGUUGAUCAAGGAGAGCUAUGCCGAUGUGCAGACCUUUGCCGAUGGCAAGGAGAGCUCCAUGAGAAUCUUCUUAUUUCACCCGACGAUCCCUGGAUACCCAAAUGCUCGCUUCCCCGGCGUUGUGCUCUUCAGCGAGAUCUAUCAGGUCACCGGCCCUGUAGCCCGAUUCGCAAGGCAGAUUGCCGGCCAGGGGUACAUCGUCGCCGCUCCUAGCAGCUAUCACGACUUUACCGGGCCUGAGCCUUUGGCCUACGACGUCCCGGGGACGGACCAGGGGAACGAAUGGAAGAUAACCAAGACCCUCGAAUCGUACGACGAGGACUCGUCCAAGACAGUCGACUACCUCCUGACCCUCCCGACCUGCACCGGCCGGAUCGGGGCAACAGGCAUGUGCCUAGGCGGCCACCUGGCCGUUCGAGCAAGCCUCGACCCCCGAAUCACCGCCACAGUCGCCUACUUCCCAACCGACAUCCACAGCCGGACUCUCGGGCCAAACCCAGGGCCCUGCACCUCCUCCGACCCCCCAUCCCCCACCAGCAUCCACACCCUCGACCAGUUUUCCAAGAUCCGCGGCGAGGUGUCAUUGAUCUUCGGCAUCAAAGACACACACGUGCCCGACGCCGGGCGGGACCUGAUCCGGGCCAAGCUGCGCGAGGCGGGUGUGGUUUUCAGCUUCCACGAGUUUGCCUGGGCGCAGCACGCCUUCAUCCGCGACGAGCUCAGCAAGGGCCGGUACGACGCAGCCAUUUCCAAGGCCUGUUUCGAGGUGCUUCUGGAACUGUUCGGUCGUGUGCUGAGGACUGAGUUGGGUGAGAGGGAGGGGAAGGUGCCUGAGGUGGAGCACGUCUGCUAGCGCAUUUAUAUUGUAUGUACCGUCGCUGCUGGACGUGACGGGCAGAGAAAUGGAUGGAUGACAUGGUGAGAAGACAGUCUGUAAACAGGUGAAUAUACCCUUAGGCAUGUCUAUCUCUGUACAUGUACAAUACCCCGAUGGAUGUGAAUGAUAUGUUUGAUGCCAGCGUGAUGUGUA